This is a messenger RNA of Pogona vitticeps (central bearded dragon), 4688 nucleotides long. RefSeq names its product mannosidase alpha class 1A member 1 (gene MAN1A1). Gene Ontology annotation, biological process: carbohydrate metabolic process; mannose trimming involved in glycoprotein ERAD pathway. NCBI's taxonomy places the organism in Eukaryota, Metazoa, Chordata, Lepidosauria, Squamata, Agamidae. Gene Ontology annotation, molecular function: mannosyl-oligosaccharide 1,2-alpha-mannosidase activity; calcium ion binding. The record is from RefSeq and is a predicted model, not a curated record. Gene Ontology annotation, cellular component: endoplasmic reticulum; extracellular exosome; Golgi membrane.
AUGAAUAACAUUGAUCAGCCUGUAAACAAUAAAGAUGAAGUUGUGAAAGUUAAGAAAACGUCUCCUGUGAUAUUUCCUGUGCAAAACGAGUUGUCAAAAUUUGAAACUGAACCCGUUCACAAUGAUGUUCCCCCCCCAACAGAAAAUACUAUCACAAAGUCUUACAGGUUCAGUGCCCAUAUUGCAAGUUUACUGUUAUUGGAAUUCACAGUUCAUACCCACACCGAAAGCAGCAUCGGCUAUUAUGGGGCGGGCGCGGCGGGAGAAGCGGCUGAGAACCUGGCCAAGAUCCGCGAGGACCACGAGCGAGCUCUGCGGGAGGCGAAGGAAACCCUCCAGAAGCUGCCCGAGGAGAUCCGCAGGGACAUCCACCAGGACAAGGCGAAGUUUCUCCUCCAGGACAAGCUGGGCAGGAGGGACGCGGCGGGCGCUCGCUUGCCCGACCUGCCCUUCCGCAAACCCGUCGGAGCCGUGGGAGUGGAGCCGUCGGACCCCGUUAUUCGGGAGAAAAGGGAGAAGAUCAAAGAGAUGAUGAAACAUGCCUGGGAUAAUUAUAAGCAUUAUGCUUGGGGAUUAAAUGAAUUGAAACCCAUAUCGAAACAAGGACACUCAAGCAAUUUGUUUGGUAAUAUUCAAGGAGCUACAAUUGUUGAUGCUUUGGAUACUCUGUAUAUUAUGGAAAUGAAAGAAGAAUUCAAAGAAGCAACAGAAUGGGUGGAGAAAAAUCUAGAUUUCAAUGUGAAUGCAGAAGUUUCCGUUUUUGAAGUGAACAUCCGUUUUGUUGGUGGGCUACUUUCAGCAUACUACCUUUCUGGUAAAGAGGUAUUUCGAAAGAAAGCAGUGGAGCUAGGAGAGAAGUUGCUUCCAGCUUUUAACACUCCCACCGGAAUUCCUUGGGCAUUAUUAAAUAUCAAAAGUGGCAUUGGUCGAAACUGGCCCUGGGCAUCUGGAGGAAGCAGCAUUUUGGCAGAAUUUGGAACACUGCAUUUGGAGUUUAUGCAUCUAAGCUACUUGUCUGGUAAUCCAGUGUUUGCUGACAAGGUUAUGAACAUUCGCAAAGUUUUAAACCGGUUGGAUAAACCAGAAGGUCUUUACCCUAAUUACCUAAAUCCUAAUAGCGGCCAGUGGGGUCAACAUCAUGUCUCCAUUGGAGGACUUGGAGAUAGCUUUUAUGAAUAUUUGCUUAAGGCAUGGCUGAUGUCAGAUAAAACAGAUGAAGAAGGCAAGCAAAUGUAUUAUGAUGCAGUUCAGUCUAUAGAGACCCAUCUCAUCAGGAAAUCUAGCACUGGUUUGAUGUACAUUGCUGAGUGGAAGGGUGGCCUGCUUGAACACAAAAUGGGCCACCUCACUUGUUUUGCUGGUGGAAUGUUUGUUCUGGGUGCAGAUGGAGCACCAGCUGAUAAAACUGGACGUCACAUUGAACUUGGUGCUGAAAUUGCCCGCACAUGUCAUGAAUCGUAUGACCGUACAAGCAUGAAACUGGGACCAGAAGCCUUCCGGUUUGAUGGAGGAGUGGAGGCAAUUGCUACCAGACAGAAUGAAAAAUACUAUAUCUUGAGGCCUGAAGUUAUUGAAACCUACAUGUACAUGUGGCGAUUCACUCAUGACCCAAAGUAUCGACAGUGGGGCUGGGAAGCUGUAGAGGCAUUGGAAAAAUACUGCAGAGUAGAUGGAGGCUAUUCUGGUGUUAGGGAUGUUUACAGCAGCCGCCAAAGCCAUGAUGAUGUGCAGCAGAGUUUCUUCCUCUCAGAAACACUCAAGUACCUGUACUUAUUAUUCUCUGAAGAUGAUCUUCUUCCAUUUGAAAAUUGGGUUUUCAACACCGAGGCACACCCUCUCCCAGUUCUCACAAAGGAAGAAAAGGGUGAAAGCAAAAGCAAAUAAAAUAAUGCUAAAUUUUGUUUGGGCAUAUGAUGCAGUUAUUAAUAUUCCAGAGUUGUCACUUUUGAGUUUUGAACCAGUUUUUUUGCAGUCUGAUGUCUACCUAUAAAAAGUUUUUAUCAAGGGACCGAAAGUCACUAAUUACAAUUAAUCUUAUUUAUGUAUUUUAAAAAAUAUUAACCUGUCAUCUCUAUAUUUUGUUAGGCCACAGUGUAUGCUUGGCCAGAUAGAACAGUGAGGUUUUCUGUUUUCUGUUUGUUUUUGACUGCAAAAUUCUUCCCUCCUCUAUGAGGAGAUGUCUGCUUUAAGCCGUAAUACUUUGCUGUGUUGCAAAAAGCCAUAAAGAAUUAAGUAUGAAGAGCUUUUUCUUUUUUAAUCUAUGUUAAUGUGGUUUGUCUGAUCACUAGAGACAAAUCUAACUGUGACAGCCUCUUCUUAUGCGGGUCUAUCAUUAAUUGGUAAUUUGAAUACUUUAAAAAGUAUACUGUUCAUGAAAAACUAUACAAGAACAGUUUCAUCUCAUCUGUGCACACUCUAUUAUAUUAAGCUGUGGCUCAUCUUGAAAGACGAAGCCUGGAUUUUGAAACCCUUUUAUGAUAUACUUUUAAAAUAUAAGUGCAAAUCAAACCUAAUCACUGGUAAAUUUGCUUCUAAACUUUUCUGUUCCUAUGCUAGUUUCACAAGGAGCCACUAAAUCAAGAAUGUGGAAGCUAGCAUCUGGACAUAGCUUUUUAGACUGACCUCUUCUAGUAUGGGUUGCAUUUUCAGUAGAGAUUACAUUGAAAAGCAAAAACUGUAUUCCUAUAAGCCUGUAAUCUGUCAUGCAGUUGACUGAGUAUGUGGAAUCCAAUAUGUUUCAAGGCUUCUUUUAUUUAAAGAUGGAGGCAGGCUAGUUAAAUAUUAAGUCUUAUUAUUGCUUUUUUGUAACAUUCCAUUUGCUGUUCUCUGACACCCAGUCACUUAACAUGAGUUGCCAGCACCCAAGGCAAGAUAAGUAUUGUGCCACCCUUGAGGUCACCUUGGGAAGUGACAGGAGAGGGAGCUUGGUGCCAGUCAAGCCCCUUCACCCCACCGGACCCUCCAUGUGACCCACCAGGCCCGUCCACUCUGUUUAUGCAGGGGGGAGGUCAGGUUGCUCCAGGCUGUCCUUCACCCUCCAACCCACCCUUUCCGAGGAGGCAGGUCCACAUGGCCAUAAUCAAACUCUGCUGCCACCUGCUGAGGGGUGAAACAGAGCAACAAGGCAGCUGCAGCCAGAAGAGGGAAGGUGAGGCUCACUAUGUGCUCCACCUCACCCUAUGGCUCCAUGGCAGGGCUGAAUUUUUGCAAACCUAAGAAUUUAGUUCCCAAGGCAACUGCCUAUGUCCCCACCCAUGCUACGCCACUGAUCUCAAAGGUACCAUGUUUCAGAAAUCCACAUUUUAGUUUGAAUUCCCUUUUUGAGAGCUAGAAACUCUUUAAGUGCUUCAUGUACAGUAUAUAUGUAUAUGUUUCUAUUCUGUACCUUUGUUAGUAGAAGUAACAACUAAAGUAUGGGUUAAUAUUAUCCAUUUGUGUUAUGAAACAGAUUUUCUUUUCUUCACAGUUUUCUUUGGGAAUGCUUCUGUGGGCAGUAUGAUUUUAAUGAGUGAUAGUAGCCACAUCUACUUGGGGUAAUUUUGUAUGGCCAGUCACCAAGUUCUGUGCAGAAAGCAGAGUGAAAAUCAGAGAUGUUACCAUAGGGAAUUUUUUCUAGAAGUGUGGAAAAUUUAGGGAAGGGAACAUGAGAAAUAAUACAGAAAUAGUUAAAGCUGUAUCAGUUGUCCAGUUGCUUCUGAAAUCAGAUUUUGCCCAUACAGUCUUAAAUCUUCGAACUACAUAUAGCAUUAUACAGCAUGUAGUUAUAGUGGUGGCCAUUAAGGAGACUUCAGCACAUAAACGCUGUUAAUUUGUUACACUGUCAAAUAUGAAAACCAUAUGUUUUAGCCCAUGAAUAUGACUUACUAGACAGGUGGAUAAAGUGACUAAGAUAGAACCCAAAUGAUUACACACAAUCUGUGUCAAUUUAACCAGUUAUCAUGCAGUGAUUAAACUGCUCACACCCUGAGUUCAAUCCUGGGUUCAGGUAGCUGGCUCACAGUUGACUCAACCUUCCAUCUGUACAAGAUCAGUAAAUUGCAUGCCCAGCUCACUGGGGGUGAGGGCAAUGUGCUGCCUGCACAAUUAAAUUAUAAACUACCCAGAGAGUACUUUAAGUGCUAUGGGUUUGCAGCAUGCAUAAUUUGCUUUGUAGUAGUGGCAAAUAACAUUACACAGUGCUGUAAUACAGUUUAACAGGAUGCAUUAGCUAUGAUGCGGUGCCAUUAUAGCAUGAUGGUUUCACAGGAAAGUCUUGGGCUGUUGAUUUUGUGCUAGUACACAGUGCUGCAUACAGGAUUGGGCCACAGGAAUGUAAUAUGUGAUUGACAAUAUGAAUAGAGAGCACAAGCAAUAAUUCUCUCAUACCCUUUCCUUUCCCCCAUAAGAUUUUACUAUUUUCUUUUUUGUGCUUCUUCAUGCCAAAUCACAACACUUAUUCCUACAAACUAUCCAAAUUUUGAAAGCUGAAAGUUGAGGAAUCUUUUGUGGCAACUGAAGAACUGAGAACAAAUUAGGAGGGAGAAGUUGGCCUGCAUAUUUGUCUGAGAAAUGACUGUUCUUUGGGGCUUUGCUACGAAAUUCAUGCUGCCUAGAAUAUUUUGGUUGCAGUUGGGUAUGCAUAGGUAUGUGGCUCAUUUUAGCCAUCACAAGAACUAGUCUAAUAAAAGUUUAUACAUUUUUAAAUUUGA